Rhipicephalus microplus (southern cattle tick) is the source of this 3489-nucleotide messenger RNA. It is a transcript of the gene Tango5, whose product is annotated as Transport and Golgi organization 5. NCBI's taxonomy places the organism in Eukaryota, Metazoa, Arthropoda, Arachnida, Ixodida, Ixodidae. The record is from RefSeq and is a predicted model, not a curated record.
UGCAGAGAAGCAAAGUCGUACGUUUUUGCUUUUUCAGAAUGCUCUGUGCUCCUAAACGCUGCUUGAUGUCGCCAUUCUUUCGCGUUUGAAAACUUUAAUUGAAAGAGAAUGAACACGGAAGUGCGUUUCCAGGCUUCGUUCAGCCGCCAGUGCUGCAGUGUCUAGCUUCUUUAGGGAUGGGCCCGAAAAACAAACGGGCGCACAUUCGUCGGGAAUACAAGUCUCUCACUAAGGAUGCCCUCCGCCAAGAACUGAAAUACCGAGGCAUAAAAUCAACGGGCAAGAAAUCAGACAUGGUGAAGAGGCUGGAAAAGUGGGACCAAGACCAGAUGGCAGCCGACGCAAGUGAUUCUGCCAAGGUGGAUUUGUCAUUGCGCCAGCGCAAGACUUCAGAGUCCCUUGGUGUUGUGACCAAUGGAGGCCUGGCCACUACGGCCAGCUCGCAACAGGAGGCCCUUCGCAUGGAGCUGCUGGCUGGAUGUGACGACCGAAAGAGCCUGGUGCUCUGGCGGAGGCCCGUCAUGACGUUGCGUUAUUUCUUCAGUGAGCUGUUCGUGCUCGGCCUUGACAUGGGUGCAAGGCUGUGGCGGAACAGGAAACAAGUCUUGGCUGCAUUGUUAGUAUUACUUCUGUGCACUAUUGCCUACUACAUUGAAGGAUCUCAUCAAAAGUACAUAGCCUUCAUAGAGAAGAAAGUGCUCUGGUGUGCCUAUUGGGUAGGCCUCGGUGUUCUUUCUUCUGUUGGCCUCGGAACAGGCCUCCACACUUUUCUGUUAUACCUGGGUCCUUACAUAGCCGGAGUAACAUUAGCAGCUCACGAGUGUGGCACUGUGGAUUUUCCCGAACCUCCUUACCCUGAUGAGAUAAUCUGCCCUGAAGAGUCUAGUCCUGGUGCCCAUGUCGGCAUCUUGAAAGUGAUGAGCAAAGUGAGACUAGAAGCAUUUAUGUGGGGAGCAGGCACUGCAUUGGGAGAACUGCCACCAUAUUUCAUGGCAAGAGCCGCGAGGUUGUCUGGCAAUGAAGACCUCGAGGAUCUCGAAGAGUUGGAGGAACUCAUGGAGAAAGAGAAGACUAAGGACCUGUCUGUUCUGGACAAGGCAAAGCUGGCCGUGGAAAAACUAGUGGAGAGAGUCGGCUUCUUGGGUAUCCUGGCCUGUGCCUCGAUCCCCAAUCCGCUGUUUGACCUGGCCGGCAUAACUUGUGGACACUUCCUGGUUCCCUUCUGGACCUUCUUUGGGGCCACCUUGAUUGGCAAGGCUGUCAUCAAAAUGCACAUCCAGAAGCUUUUUGUCAUCAUUGCCUUCAACGAGAACCACGUUGAACUCUUGCUCAAAAUGCUCAGAUACAUCCCCUAUGUGGGUCGCUUUCUUCAAGCCCCAUUCAAGGAAUUCCUGGCCAAGCAAAAGGCCAAGCUGCAUCGAAAAGUGGGCUCCCAUGUGGCUCAGGAGGGUUCACUGCUCGCUUGGCUCUUCGAGAAGCUGGUUUUGGGCAUGAUCAUCUACUUCGUGCUCUCCAUCGUCAACUCGAUGGCUCAGAGCUACCACCGGCGACUUUCCAAGGGCCAGAAAGCCGCUCUGGCACCACGCGGCAAGGUGGCCAUCAGUUGAGCUUGGGUUGUGUGCCGCUCUUCUGCAUGGCGUGGGGCCCACUUGCAGAAGACGAUGCCGUAUGUGGACUACUACUGACUAAAGUGUGCCACAUGUAAAGGACUGCUAGACAAAAAUGCUGCACUCGCAUCCCCCCCCCCCCCUCCCUGUUUGCCAUUGCUGGAACUCAUUCGCACCUUAUUUUUCGGCCGUCCGAGAUUUUCUCUUUCCACUCAGCCUGUGAAAUGGUGAAAAAAGCGAACAUAACAUUUUUUUUUCUCCAUAUUUUUUUCACUUUUUCAUCUAGCCACUGCAACAAACUUUUUUUCUUUUCUUGAGUGCAGGACCCUUUCUUUAUUUCGUUGUGCUUUGCAAAGUUUUGUUGUUGCUGUAUAAAAGUUUUGUUGCUUACACAAUGUGUACAUAGAAGUGUGUAGUUGCAUCGAAAGGCUUAUGCAAGAAGUUUCAUGUUAAGUGCACAACGAAGCUGAGGGUCUGAUGAAAUCUUGUCUGGUCGGGAGAAACAUUGAUGGACACCGACCAAUGUGAAAAAUGUUUACCGAUGUUCAAAAAUGUUUACCGAUGUUCAUUGUAAACGGGGCUCUCGUGUGGCAGCUGAACUAUCGGUAAAGAUUUUUACCUUGGUCAGUGUUUGUGAACGUCUUCUCUUAAGUGCACAAAUCAGUGCCUAAAGUGGGGCUCUUCUUUUUUUAUAUAUAUAUUAAAUUUUGUCUCUGUUUCCAAUAGUGUUCCUUUGGCUCUGCUAGAAAAUUCUGGAUUUAAUUAAAUCAGUGCAGUGCAAAAAAAAAAAGUUCUGAGAUGACAAGAUCCCUGUUGUAUUAUGCAGAUUUUCAGCAGGAAAAGCACUUUCCGCUUUUGUCUCAUGUGAGAUUGUCGGACCCUCGCCACAUUCUAUACGAGGUCUUUCCUGUUGUCUUAUUAAUUUCUUCCUCGUCAGGCCUACAAUCGAAGAAUAAUAUAUUUGCUGCUCUUUCGCAGCUUUAUUGUACCAGUUCAUUUUUGGGUUGUCGCAUCGCCUGUGAGGCAGUCUUUUCAUGACUAUACAGUGUGGGCUAUGAGGGUGACAAAGAGCUGGUCUUGGAAUUUCCCUUUAAUUUUGCAGAAGAGUGAAGCACUCCUUGCUUCUUGAAUUAAAAAAAAAAUGAGCCCAUUGCAUGUAGUAAGCACUGCAUUACUAUGAUUAGUAUGCAGGAAAAAGCUAUUGAAUGUGAGCAGUUUGUACUGCGAUUGUAAGAGGUUGUGAUAUCAAUAGAGCAAGGGAGACUGUAGUAUUGGUUUGUUUUGAACGGCUGCCAAGUAUUCAGGUCAUGCUAAACGGUAGCCUUGCUUAGUGUGGCGUUCGUCCAAGUGCAAAGAUAAAGGAACUGUAAAUUGCAUUUGUUUUGAAUGUGACUGUUGAUGAGCUGUUUCACGUCACGAGGGCAUGCAACUAGAUUAGCUUCAAGGCUGCAACUCUAUCCGGGUGCUACAUUGGUAUCCGCCAAUUUAACUCUGGUCAUGUAACUUAUGUUUUAGAGCUGCCACUGCAUGAAGCAUUAGAGCUUAUAUGAAUGAUUGUCUCUCCCUAUUUCAAGCUGUCCAAUUGACAUUCCCGUAUCACUUACAGGACCCUGUACUUUUUUGUCUAUUGCAAGUGAAUGCUUUAUUUCACACUGUACAUGUGGGAGGUGGCUCGAACGAAACCCCCCCCCCCCUUUUUUUUUUUGCAAGUAUGCAUUUGUGGUUGAGCAUGAUUGAUCAACCAGGAAUGUUGAGCUUGGCACUCGUGAAAAUUGGGGAGAAUUGUUCCUUAGUUAGAUCACCAUGUUUUAUUCAGACUGGCCUAAACACUCCUGAAAUGUAAAAAAUUAUAUAUAUUUAAUAAAGAAAUCUAUACAGAUUA